GCGAUAGAGAUGACCUGCGACCUUAUAUCUGCAUUUUAGAGCGUUAAAACACCAGAAUGUAUAUUUUCAGUGGUAAAUAACACAAUGUUUCACUCUUGAAAAGGAUAGUGCACAUGACAAUUCUUGUAUUGCUAACAGUUACUGUUUGAAAAAGCAAGCAGACGGUGACCUGAACCAACCAGAAUAAUCCAAUAAGAGUUAUCCCUCUUCCCACAUCAGUUUACUUGUUGAUAUAAUACAUUAUAGAGUAGUUUACCCAGGCGGUCAUGAAAAUCACAACAAAUGAUGUUUGCCAACUAUAAUCACAUAUAGGAUGGACAUACAUUUAAACUGAUCAAUGAACUGGAUGAUCUUAGAUGCAGAGGAAUGUCUUAUGCAUGAUGCUUCUGCAAACUGAGGUGGAAAAAAUGUCCGUCUUCAUCACUGACACAGCUGAAGGUACAUUGUAGAAAAAAGGUGUCAAAGAGCCACAACGUUACAUUUGAGACUGAAUUGGGAUUUACAUUGAGAUUAGACAUCAACAGGAAGGAACAUUUGGGUGUGAUUAUCAUUGCACUUCCUGUCUCAGGGAUACAGUGAAGGACAUGCUACAGUUACCAAGUGCUUGAGGACCAUUACUUCAGGGCCCAGAUCAGUAGGUGUGUGUCAUUUUGCCUUACUGCUUCAGGACUGCAGUGCUGUUUCAGUCCAGUACAGCCCUACUAAUGGUAAUACCAUAUGUUGUAAGAUGAUGGUGUGACCCAGAUCCAGCCAUGAAGAGGUAGUCAAAUGACCAGAGUUUUCAAGGACAAGCACAGAAAUUGAUACUUCCAUGUAUUGUGUUGUAGUCGGAAGGACAUGCUCCAUUCUGGUGUUGUUAUGAUACCCACUGGAUAACUACCUUGGAAAAUAGAGGAGGAGCAAUAUUUCAUUUCUAAUACAGGGACAGAUUCAGGAUGGAUAAAUCUAAGACUUUCGGAUUAGUGCACAAACUUUGUUACUGUGAAAUGUUGCAGUUCAUAGCCAUUCUUUGUGCUAUUUUACCAUAUUCUGGUUCUAUGAUAGUAACAACAUGUGGAAAUUUACAUUCUAAAGAUUUGAAAGUGGAGACAUCUCAGGAGUUUGAGACUGAUCCAAUGACACCAGAGAAAUUGUAUUACCGAUAUUUACAUAUAGACGAAGCGUCUAAUUCAUUAUUUGUAGGGGCCAUGAAUCAUAUAAUACGCUUGAAUGUAGCCAAUAUAUCAAAUAAAUAUGAUCAUUACAAGUUAAAAGUUAAAAGUACAGACUUACAAACAAGUUAUUGUAAAUAUGAUGCUAAACCUGAGGUUCCAGAUUGCCAGAAUCAUAUUAGAUAUAUAGAAAGAUAUAUGACAUCAGAUCCAAACCAGAUAUAUUUCUGUGGGACAGGUGCCAUGCAGCCUAUUGGCUACACCCUAAAUAUAGAUGUGAUGGAGACAAGUGAUGAUGCUGGAAUCAGUGCUGAAUCAAUGUGUCCCAAUGAUCCAUUCCAAAACUCCACAGCCCUUUAUGUUGAAAGUGGAAACCCUGGCAAUGUGUCUGCCCUCUACUCUGGAACUCGUGCUUCUGGCCAGCCAUUUAUCUACAGGCCUCGCCUCAUGGACAACGGUGUGGAGGCCAGUAGUUUCAUGAAAACAGUUGAUGAUGACAAUUGGAUAAACAAGGGACAGUUUGUUGGCUCCUUUGACAUGGGUGACAGUGUUUACAUCUUCUUCAGAGAAGAAGCAUUGGAAUUUACCAACUGUGAGAAACGUGUCUUCUCUCGGGUAGCAAAAGUCUGCAAGAGGGACCAGGGUGGAGCGAGAAGUAUCCUGCGGAAUAGGUGGACAUCAUUCCAGAAAGCUAGACUCAACUGUUCCAUUCCCGGCGACUUCCCAUCGUAUUUUGAUGAAAUUCAGGAUGUUGAACGAGUUGGUGACAUCUUCUACGGCCUCUUCACAACAAAUGUGAAUGGUAUAUCGGCCUCUGCUAUCUGUGCAUUCAAUGUCAGUGACAUUCUAAAGUCCUUCAGAGGAAAAUUUAAGUCACAAUCUAAGCCUAACACCAAUUGGCUGCCUGCCGAGGAUGAACCAGAAAACUGGCCCAAUCGACCACCAAAUUGUAAUAACAACUCAAAGGACUUGUCCGAUGCCAUCCUGUCAUUUAUUCGACUGAACCCCCUCAUGGAUGAUGCUGUCCAGCAUCUAAAUGGGAAGCCCAUAUUCUAUGAGAUGGGCACGCAGAUGCACCAAUUAGAGGUGGCGCACAACAUCAAUAUGGAAAAUGAAGUUGUCUUCUUUGCCUCCACAAGUAAAGGCCAAAUUUACAAGAUAUUCCUAGAGCAUGGCUCUAAACAGGGAAUUGUCUCCAGCGUGUACAACCUCUUUACUAUCCCUGAACCAAUAUGGGCAAUGAAACUGAAGGGAGAGAGUAUCUAUGUUGGAUCUGAUACAGCUGUCAAACAAGUACAUAUUGACACCUGUAGCAGGUAUGAUAAGAUGGACACAUGUGCUUAUGACCCCUACUGUGCCUGGAAAGUUGUACCUGGAGAAUGUGUCAGAAUCGACAGAAGUUUCUUUAAUGAUCCUAAUAACUAUUAUACAUACAAGAAUGUUGAUGACAACCCUCCAGCUGCAACUGAGGAUGAGAAGGUGAGGACCAGAGGAAGCUCUAUAACACUGGACAUCUCCUACAUGAAAUGUACCAUACAGCGAACCAUCCAGUGGAAGUACAGGCGGACAGACGAUGCCAGUCCCACUGGUAUAACAUUUGAAGGCCAUGGGGACCAUUUUCAUAUUGACCCCAAAGGGUCGCUCAUCAUCACUAACAUACAACCAGACCAUAAAGGAUUGUACACUGCCAUGGACGAGAUGGGCAAUGUUCUGUCCAAGUAUAAUCUUAAAGUUUUGGAAAAUAAUGAUGACAUAGAAACAGAGUGGAAAAGGAAGUUUGAAGAAUGGUGUGAUGAAUUUGAAAAGCAGAAGAAAAUUAGAGAAUUAUGGGAAAACACGUGUACAGGUUCCUAGUUCAAAUCCACUUACAAUAUACAAAGGCAAUCUGACUGGGAUUAUGACUAAGGACUACUAAUACGACUCUACACAGAAGCCAUACCACUCACGAUAUAUCAGGCCUGCCAUCAUCUGUAAAUGACAGUGCUGAUGGCCAAAAACCACUGGUAAUAUUCUACAUAGACUUCAUCAAACAAGACACAGACAAAAAGAUUUCAAAUUGGAAUUCAACAUCAACACUUCAACCACUUUUUAUCAAAAUUUAUUUUGUGAAUUUUAAGUUAAUUUCGAUACAUUUUGACCAUCCAGGUGUGAUUUAUUGAGAGACAACUCACUCACAUUUUGAGUUUGCAAAGAUAAUGUAAAAGUUUAAAAUACAUAUCUUAAAAAAGGAGGAUUAUGACAACUGUCAUCAGAAGAAGGCCGAGUUAUGUCUGAAGAAAACAUGGCUGAUGGAACAUGGCUGACACCCCUGAUGUUCCUGGUGUAGACCCACUCCGGCCCAAACAUUUCAAUUUACAAGGGCCUGGGUUUAAUUUCUUCGUAUGUGGAGUCACUGUAUGGAUUAGAAUUGACCUGUGUGGGGAGCCAUUGUUCAAGUAUCACUUCUUAGCUUGCAGUAACCACAUAAGGACCAGAAAUGUUUCCUCUUAUGGAGCUAUUGUUCGACAUUGGAUGUGAUUUCUGUAUGCAUUAGUUAUUGUGUAGCAUUGGACAUGAUGCCUUUGUUUCCAAUGACAACUGCUCAUCACUAGAUGCAGGCCUUUUGUUGCAGUAAUCAUUGUUCAAUACCUGAUGUGAAUUCUCUAUAUGCUGCCGGCCAGUUUGCAGAAUGUUAGGAUGUACUGGUGAUUCUUAAAAUAGUGCUUGGUAAAUAAUGCUUGGUUUUAGCAUUUCCUAGCUUGAAAUUAAACCUAAUUCUGUAAUAAGGCAAUGCACCAACAGUGAAGAAGUGUACAUUGUGAUAUACAUAGUGUAUACAUAAUUCAGAGUUAAAACUUGUGUCCUGUUACAGUGAUGAGAUGCUGAAGAUUUAUAAAGUGUGGAUAUGAUAUUGGUACAGAUUCGUUUGUAGACGGACAAAGAAACCGGACAAGAUAGCUGGGCAACAGGGCAUAGGCUUAAAUAGCGGCCACCUGACUGGGUAUCCUGCUGUAAACAUUAUUAGGUUCCCUUCUGUCAGUAGCUGUUUUUAAUAUGACAGUCUGUAUAGGUGGUAGAAAUAUUUACAGGGAGUCUUAGAGGGAAAUACUCGUGUAUUUAUCAACAUGUGCCACAUUUAUGACACAGAAACAUUGGACACUUAAAAGUGCAAUGUGUGUGAUAGACAUACUUUGUAUGACUUUGUCAUCUAAACAUGUGCUAUAUUGGUUUCUCUGGGACAUUCCAGUGUAGUUAGAGAGAUACCAAAUCAUCAUCGAAUUUGUUCUGUGUAUUGUUGAGUAUCUGUGUGAGUGUUAAUUAACAGGAUGUAUAGGUAGCACAGUUCUCCGUGUACAUAGACAUAUAAGUUUGUAAAAAGCUCAUCGGUAUUUUCUGUAUAUAGCACUCAGAUGUAAAUAUAUCCAACAUGAGAAAAAAAUCAAAAUUAAAAUUGUGUGUUUUGUCUGAAUUAUUUAAUAUCAUUGUGCUUGUUAUUUUAUGAUAAACAGUAUAUUUCUUACCACUAAGAGAUACUAUGGUAUGAAGUUUGUUAAGGUCUACUCUGUAGUUGUUCAGUUUGUGGGGCAAAUAUUUUGUGAAUGUCCCAGUGGAAACUAGUUCGCAGGUAUUAAAUUUCACAUAAUACCAAUAGUUCCAUACAUUUAUGUGUAUUUAUAGAUAUCCAAAUCCCUUGAAUAACUCACUGUACAGUAACAAUGUUAACAAACUAUGGAAUUUAUUAUAACAAUACACUGUACUGGAUGCGGUGGGACCUCUUGAUUUUGUCUAUGUAUUGAUAAAAUUUUAAAUCGGUAUUUCCUCUUUCGCCCAUUCAUAACUCAUCAGAUAUUUUGAUAUUAAGGACAUUUUAUUCUGAGGUAGUUUCUACAGGAGGAAAAGUCUCUACUAACAAAAUAUGUUACUUUGGUUUGGAUGGCAUAUUGACAUUAAACAGUUCCACUGUGUAUAUAUAUAUAUCUCAUACCAGGCACUUUACCCAAGGGUAUGUUACUUUCUUUAUUAAUUAACUAUUUAACCCAUUAUAUACCUGUCCCAUUCAGGCCCUAUCCUUCUUACAUAUAAAUUAAUGCCUAUUACUGAUUACUAUUAGGUAAUCAUUUUUGUGAUAAACAAUGCUGUGUUUGUCCUAAGGUAAGCAAAUCAAUAGUACAGGUAUGUAACUCUAUCACUUUGCAUAUGUGGUGCCCAGUAGUAUGUAUGCAUCCUGUAUGUCUGAACAUCCGUCUGUCCAUAUUUCAAUUCAAAAUAAUUACUUUAAAGCUGUCUUAUUUUCCUCAAAAAAUGCCAUAAUAGUUGAUAUGCCAUGAAAACGUUUUUGAACCAGUUAUUUUCUUUUUUUUUCAUGAGUUUGAAAGUUGCCUCAUCGUAAUUCUAAAAUCCAUAACCACAAAUUAGUUUCUUGUAAAUUGGUUGUUGUAAUUUUCCCAAAUUAAUUUGUCAUUCAUAUGUAGUUAUUCAUAGGUAUAAAGUGUUUCAAAUUUAGAUUUUGUGACUUGUAAAACUGUUGAUCCCAAUAAGAAAGUUUGUAUGUUGUAUAGUCUACCUCUGAUCUGCUGAGGUGUUCCCCUCCUGAUGUUCCCAGCCUCCUUAACCCUGUCACUGGUCAGGAAAUAAAAACAAAUUUACAGCAUUGUCGCGAUUUAAAGUCAUAAAAUUAUUGUGGGGGAAAAAAUCAAAAUCUAUGAAGAUCUUAACUUGAUUGCAAAGUUCAGUAAAAGCUUGUAGUGUAUUUUUCUCCAGCACUGACAUAGCAUUUUCUAAAUUAUAUGACUAGAGUUAUUUCCCCUGGCAGGGUGACAGGUUUUUGAGGGGUUAUUAAGGGUAUAAGGAUCUAGUCAAAUGUGUACCUCCAAAAGAGCUUCCUCUUAUAAAACAUUCAUUUUUAAUAAUGAUUUCAAUUAAACUGUUUAAUGAUAUUUUGUUUAUUAUUUCAUGAAUAAAUGUUUAGUAAUAUUUUGUUUAGUAUUUCAUGAAUAAAUGUUAAAUGAUAUUUUGUUUAGUACAGGUUUUUCAUGAUAAAAAUCAUCAUUUUACUUUCCAUAGAAAUAUAAAGAUAUAUAAUAUCAAACAUUUAAUAGUACAAGUUAUACAGCUCUACCAUUAUAGCAUACAAACACAUAUACAUUUUACAUUUAAUACGGAAAUCAAUAAGUAAUUGAUUUCAUUCACAAACUUGGGACAUAUCAGUGGGCCCGAUCAACAAUUAUAUACCCAUUAAAGUUUAUCAGGAAAUAUGUUACUGUUAAGGUGAUCCCUUGUAUGAUCAGCCCUUGUCUCAUUGUCACAUGGCCUAACCACUAACACAAGUCUGGAUUAUUUUACUUAACAAGGCUUAUAUUCAGCUAUUGUUGAAGAUUUUGCUGUUGUUGUAAUUUUGUCAUACAAUAUCUAUAUUACAAGAUAUUUGGUUUGAUCAUGAAACUGAAAUUAAAAUCAGAAUUUAGAAAUUGUUGUUAUUUUGUAAUUUGUUGCAGGGAAAGUAUAAAUCUACGGUAAUCAUAAAACAGAAGAUAUAUCUUUAAAACAGUCAUGGGCGUAUUCUUGUUUUAUUUCAUUCAUAUUUCAAGAAUAAAGAGCUUGACAUUUCCAGGGGCCGCGGUGGCCGAUAGGUUAAGGUGUCCCGACACUUUAACACUAGCCCUCCACCUCUGGGUUGCGAGUUCGAAACCUACGUGGGGCAGUUGCCAGGUACUGACCGUAGGCCGGUGGUUUUUCUCCGGGUACUCCGGCUUUCCUCCACCUCCAAAACCUGGCACGUCCUUAAAUGACCCUGGCUGUUUAUAGGACGUUAAACAAAAACAAACCAAAACCAAACCAAAUUGACAUUUCCUUAAAAUGAUUCAUUUGUAUCUACUUACAUGUAGAUUUUCUGUGUAAAUUUUCACCUUUCUCCCUUUUCUUAGUCCCCCGCUGUCAUGACUUGCUCAUGUCCAAAUCAGGGUAUGCUAGUCCCCAUUUGUCACGAAAUGUUCAUGUCCAAAACAGGGUAUGCUACUGUCACGAAAUGUUCAUGUCCAAAUCAGGGUAUGCUACUGUCAUGACUUGUUCAUGUCCGAAUUAGGGUAUGCUACUGUCACGAAAUGUUCAUGUCCAAAUCAGGGUAUGCUAGUCCCCAUUUGUCACGAAAUGUUCAUGUCCAAAACAGGGUAUGCUACUGUCACGAAAUGUUCAUGUCCAAAUCAGGGUAUGCUACUGCCAUGACUUGUUCAUGUCCGAAUUAGGGUAUGCUAGUCCCCAUUUGUCACGAAAUGUUCAUGUCCAAAACAGGGUAUGCUACUGUCACGAAAUGUUCAUGUCCAAAUCAGGGUAUGCUACUGCCAUGACUUGUUCAUGUCCGAAUUAGGGUAUGCUAGUCCCCAUUUGUCACGAAAUGUUCAUGUCCAAAUCAGGGUAUGCUACUGCCAUGACUUGUUCAUGUCCAAAUCAGGGUAUGCUACUGUCAUGACUUGUUCAUGUCCAAAUUAGGUUAUGCUGCUAUCAAUGGAAAAUUGUUUCUAGAUCACAGGCAUUCAUUGAAGUAUAAUUGUCAUAUGGAUAAUGGUCUAGCAGAGUUUCUGCAUUAUGAUACAGAAGUGUGUGUCAUAGUGUUGUUUCUGUAUGGUUUGUGUACCUGUGUUCAAUAAAUCCACGAUAACAGAAAUUUCAUCUUGAUAUAAAGUAUUUUAUUUAUUGAUUUUAUUGUAUCAUACAAUGUGUUUAUUGUGCAUUGAUAAUAAAACAAAUUAACUCUA
This is a messenger RNA of Pecten maximus, 7882 nucleotides long. RefSeq names its product semaphorin-2A-like. NCBI's taxonomy places the organism in Eukaryota, Metazoa, Mollusca, Bivalvia, Pectinida, Pectinidae. The record is from RefSeq and is a predicted model, not a curated record. The transcript is spliced from 24 exons. Bases 936 to 3005 code for a protein of 689 amino acids. Gene Ontology annotation, molecular function: semaphorin receptor binding; chemorepellent activity. Gene Ontology annotation, biological process: semaphorin-plexin signaling pathway; axon guidance; positive regulation of cell migration.